Molecule: messenger RNA, 1146 nt
Organism: Malaclemys terrapin pileata
Lineage: Eukaryota; Metazoa; Chordata; Testudines; Emydidae
Product: maestro heat-like repeat-containing protein family member 7
Exons: 11
Coding region: 1-1146 (381 amino acids)
Cellular component (GO): cytoplasm
Source: RefSeq, a predicted model, not a curated record
AUGGUGAACAGCGGUGGGACUAAGGUGGAGAAGGCAGCAGACCUUGUGGCUGGGGUUUGCAGCCGGUUGGAUUCAGUCCAGCAUCCCAGCUCCAGGACCCUAAUGAAGAAGUUAGUGGCCCUGCUGGCUGGCGAGGCGGAGCAUCUGGACACAGUGAUCUCAUGCCUUCUGGACUACUCCUUCCCUACAGACAGCAAUGCGGCCAAGCUAUGGCAGUUCCUAUCUGCUGACCCGACCCUCGGAGGACAGGUGAUGGAGAACCUGGUUGUGAAGCUGCAGAGUCACCACAGCUCUGAGCACCAAGCCUCUGACACGUCUGCUGCCGCCACAUGCGCCCUCUAUGAGAUGAUCUCGGUGAGCAAGUCCAGAGAUGCCACAACCCGCCUCUAUCCUCAGCUGCUAAUGGCUCUUCUUGUCGAAAUCCAUUUCAGCCUGGGACAGAGCAUACCAGGGGAUAAAGUCUCUGGAAGGGAAAGCAGCCGGCAGAGCCUCCACACCAGCUCUGCAGUGGAGGCUAUAAAGAUGCUGCUUCUCUGUGUUGGCUGCUGUUCCGAGCUGACUGUUAUGGAGAAGGAGCAAGGCUGGAUCCUCCUACAAAGCCCCCAAGAUCACCUCCAUGGGGUGAGCCUGCUGGCCAGAGCCAUGGUGCACUAUGCUUGCCCUGAGACCACAAGGAUGCUGCUGGACCUAGUGACCCCGCUCCUCGACAGAGGUGAUAAGAAACACAGGCUUACCAUGAUGGCCUUCUUUGUAGAACUUCUGCGUUACAAAGAGGCCAAGAAGCUCCCACAUCCAGACACUUUGGACCGUCCCAAGGAGUGGACAAAACACCCCAGCCCAGUUUUCCGUUCACUUGGUCUAAAGAGGACUCGGCAUCCUGGCAACCCAACCAGGGAAGAGCCCCACAUGAGAGAGGGAAGGAUUUCAGGCCCAAGGCCCAAGUGGGGCAGGAAGAAGCACACGCUCACCUCAGUUGCCUUCUUUGCUGAGGGCGCACUGUCCAGCACGCCGGCAGACAGACCCAGAUCAGAAGGCCUGGAUUUGGCCAGAAGGGCUGAGGUGCUGUUUCCCGAGGAGCUGUUCCAGGACUUGCGAGGAGCCUUUCCAAGCAUCACAGAAGUACGGGCCAGAGUUAACACGGCAUAG